UCGGACGGGCUCGAUUAUCGUCGACCGUUGUCGCGAACGUGCGAGCAUUAUAACACUGACGAUGAUAAUAUUAUAAUAUUUUAUAACACCCGGCCCAGACCUUUUAGACCGUUCCGAAAACCGCGAUCCGUCUCCUCCGCCUUCGCCCGCGAAUACAUUAUAAUAAUAUACUUUAAACGUUAAUACAACUUAUAUUGAUCACGAGUCGUAUGUGCGGUGUCCGUCAAAUAUUGUUAUAAUAUUAUUAUAUACAGUGCAUGCGUGUUCGUCUUUGCAGCGUCAAACGUACCAAUCUACACGUUAAUAUAGUCAUAAUUUAUUUAAUAUUACAUCGUACGCCUCCACGAAAUGUCGUCGAAUCCCAUUCGAGGAAUCCGGCGAAAAAAAUCGUCGCUCACUGAAGUGAAGAUAGCUGUUUUGGGGGCUCCAGGCGUCGGCAAAAGCGCAUUGACCGUGCGGUUUUUAACAAAAAGAUAUAUUGGCGAAUAUGAUCACCAAGCUGAAACGAGGUACAAGCAUGAAGUGAUGGUGGACAGCGAACCGAUUCUUUUCGAGAUACUAGACACCUGUCCAAAAAAUGAUGAAGAGUUACCUUUGAAUGACGUUUACAAUUGGGCGGAUGCGCUUGUGCUGGUGUUUGCAAUAACAGAUAGACGUUCCUUCAAUUACGUUCGCCGAGUAAAACAAACUAUGUUGGACGCUUUUGAAAUGCCCGUGGCGCUGGUGGCCAACAAGGCUGAUAUGGUUCAUCUCAGACAAGUCAGCACGGAAGAAGGCGAAAUAUUGGCGAAAGAUUUCGAAUGUUGUUUCACCGAAGUGGCGGCCGCCGAGCAAGUGGGACAGAUCGCCGAGGUGUUCCUUGAAGUUUGCAGAGAAGUGUUGAGUGUCCGGCGGAAAAACAAACAAUCGUUGCUGGACCGGAUGUUGGGCGGAAAGACGGCUGUUGUAAAGGCGUACGCCCGUGGUAAAAGCGACAGCGCUUUGCCAAAAGAAUAACUCAUUUGACACCGCAAACACUGCAAUCUUACGGAUUUAGAGUUACAACCACGUGGUAUAUAAUAUAUAGUAUAUAUAUAUAUAUACAUAAGUAUAUGACACAUAAUAUAUACAAGGUAAUUAUUUUUGACGCGGACAAUAUUUUGGUAGUUAAGUUAAAGGAAUUUUCAAAAGUUUGUGGACAUACUGUUCUACAUUUUCUAUAAUUUCAGUAUUUUUGUCCUCGACAUUAGGAAAAAAAUUAUAAUUCCUCACAUAUAAUAUUAUUGGAUUAUCCAAAUAUAAUAUACUGUCUGGUUCGUGAUAAAAGAAUUACCCUGUAGUCUGUACCUAUGUGUAAUAUUGUUAUUUAUUUUGUAUACGAUAACGAAAUAUAAUAUUAUGGUCAUGGUGUUUAUAUAAUAUAUUAUA
Molecule: messenger RNA, 1407 nt
Organism: Myzus persicae (green peach aphid)
Lineage: Eukaryota; Metazoa; Arthropoda; Insecta; Hemiptera; Aphididae
Product: ras-related and estrogen-regulated growth inhibitor
Exons: 5
Coding region: 349-996 (215 amino acids)
Molecular function (GO): GTPase activity; GTP binding
Source: RefSeq, a predicted model, not a curated record